AUGGCGCGACCAGACAGCAUUGAAAGACAGUGCUGGUGGAAGGAGCACCAGUUGACCUCUGCAGCCCUCCAGAGUCCAGACACCCCACGCCGAAGCCAGCACAGUGCUCCCAUUUGCCCUCUUACAGCGAGUGCCAAGGGCAUCCUGCGCAGGCCAGACAUGAUGGCGCUUAGACAUGAGAGACACCAGACCGGCUAUAUUUGGCAUAGGCUCGGCAGCCGGACAUUAUGCGAUUCGCCAUUCGCGCACGCCAACAGUUGGAGCCUGGCAUCCCAACCAGACCAACUCGUCCUAGCUCAUGGCAGGGCUGUUUCGACCAUCAACGACGGACCAUCAACAACCCUCGACGACAACUCGACAAGUUACAACGCUCUCAACAACCAUGUCUGUCUCUCCUCGUGCCCCCUGUCACUUCUGGACGAGGGCCACCACCCCUCCGCCACCAGCCUAUCACAAAGUCCCUCCGACACAAUGCAUCAACGCCUCUGGCAGCGUGCAUGUAAACCGUCCAAUUGUUCUCGUCGUCUUCGCGCCCAGGUCGCCGUGUCUGAUAGUAUGGCCAAGCGACAGAUCUUAUCUAGCCAGGGUUUGAAGAGAGCUAGCCCUCGCCAGCGACCUUGCAAGACGCAUUGUGCCGAGUCCAUGGCCACUGUCUCUGCGGUCUGCGCUGUGAUGGGCUUGUGA
Metarhizium robertsii ARSEF 23 is the source of this 684-nucleotide messenger RNA. RefSeq lists its product as uncharacterized. The coding region runs from base 1 to 684 and encodes 227 amino acids. The record is from RefSeq and is a predicted model, not a curated record. NCBI's taxonomy places the organism in Eukaryota, Fungi, Ascomycota, Sordariomycetes, Hypocreales, Clavicipitaceae. The transcript has a single exon.